UAAGUUCUGACAGAAGUUACAGUUGAAGGAAAUUGCGUGCUGUGUUAACUUAUUCUGACAGCUAAGUGAGUGUGAGGCUUUAUCUAGUUAAGUAUUUCUGUAGCUUUAAAGUUUAAAUCAGGCCCCAACUCAAAUCACCAUCUUACCUAAACGAUUUUAAAAAAUCAGAAAUUUGGAAAUUUACACAGCAAGAGCAAAACACUGAACAAUAAUCCAUAAGUAUUUUAGCAUGCUAACACUGAUUCCACAGUGGACAGAAAUCAUCAAGGGCUUUAGACUACAGCUAUCUGAGGUUUAUUUUUGUUAGCAGAACAUUCUGUUACAUGACUCCCCAUACCUGUUGGCCUUUAGCCACAGAGGGACCAGCUCAAUGGACCCGCUAGACUGUUGAUUAUUAACAUGUAAUUGGCCACUAGCUGCACUGUGCUCAAUGGGCCGAAACCAACCACUUAUCUCUGUCAGAUCCCACUUAACUGCAGCACUGACCUUUAACUUAUGACUGAGCUAUGUAGUCAGUCAUUUUGUUUGUCUGUGACUAAAAAAUAAAAUGUCAGUUUAUGGCAGUGAGACAAUUGUAAUCCAGGCGAGAGAGAUGGCACGAAGAGGCGUUGCAUAUGGUUGCGUUUUACUAUGUUGCUUAUUUGUUUACUUUGAAAUAAAUAUUCCACAUUUUUGUGUUACUAUGUAGUUGCAUAAAAUGAGGCAGACUUCUGUGUAUAGUCAGCUCCAGCUCUUAUCUGGCUCAAAACAACACAAAUUCAAUAAGCGAUGAGAAAUGGCUCUCAUUAGGGAGACUAAGAUACAGUUGUAAGGAACAAUAAGGCCACUGUAGAGGCCUAAUGAACAAUAUUAAGUCAGAAGGGAGACCAGGCGUUUAAAGCAGCCACCAAAACAAGACAGCACAGAUUAUUGUACUUAGGUAGCCAUGAGCAAGUCACUGAAUUCAGCUGUAACUUUAUCAGCUAUCAUCGUGUAAGAAAUGGGGCGGAUAUUGGAUACAUAAAUGUCCAGUAUCGGCUUUAAGUCUCAUACAAUUUGAAUUUAUUUGACACCACUAUGCGCCCCUUCAUGCUGAGGGGUCACUUGUUUCUGCAUAAAGCUGAUCGUGCACUACAGUGACCAGUGUCCGGGAGCGGAGUCACGUCGCAUUCAGUGUGGAGAGUCUCUAGGGACCCCUCCUGGACGAGCUGCCAUAUAAAACAGUGACUCGCCCCUCCCGGACAAAGUGAGCUCCAGCCUGGUCCGACGCGUUUGUGCUGCGUUUCAUGGAUGCUUCAGCACUUCAGCAUCCUCAGCCCUGCCCAGCUCAGCGGAAUUGACACGGGACGAAUCUCGCCGCUCUCCCCUCUUGCAGGAACCUAUACUCUGCCUAUAGUACACAAGACUGUCAGGAGACCCACCAUGGCGAACAGAGGGCCCAGCUAUGGACUGAGCCGGGAGGUGCAGGAGAAGAUCGAUCAGAAGUACGACCCCGACCUGGAGCAGCGGCUGGUGGACUGGAUAGUGGCACAGUGUGGAGGAAACCUGGAGAAACCACAGCCGGGCAAGCAGAACUUCCAGAAAUGGCUCAUGGAUGGAACAAUUCUUUGUAGACUCAUCAACAGCCUCUAUCCAAGAGGGAAGGAACCCAUCAAAAAGAUUCCAGAGACCCAGAUGGCCUUUAAACAAAUGGAGAAGAUCUCUCAGUUCUUGCAAGCAGCAGAAGCUUAUGGAGUCACGACCACCGACAUCUUCCAAACUGUGGACCUCUGGGAAGGAAAGGACAUGGCAGCAGUGCAGAGGACCCUCAUGGCUCUGGGGAGUGUUGCAAUCACAAAGGACGAUGGUCAAUACAGAGGAGACAGAGACUGGUUCCACAGGAAAGCCCAGGGCUACCGACGAGAGUUCAGUGAAGAGCAGCUGCGCCAAGGACAGAGUUUGAUUGGUCUGCAAAUGGGCAGCAACCGUGGGGCUUCCCAAGCUGGAAUGACAGGCUACGGCAUGCACCGUCAGAUCAUGUAGACCACUUACUGGCUAACUUGUUCCCCUGCUUCCAGACCUUAUUUUCUACUAAUACCACAAAUGUUGUAGCCCCAAAAUUUUCCUAAGCUUUGUAGCACCUGCCGUGUUAACCUCAGUUUCCCUGGAAUUGCUGCUUUUGCCAGACAGUGUUCUAUCCUCCCCCUAAAAAAAUGAUGUCAAAUACUGUAGAUCUCCUCCUUCAAGCUCUCCUCCUCUUCCUCUCAUCCCUGUUGUCAUGUGCUGUUCCCUUUCUAGCAAUGUUUACUCUGUUUUUUUACUUUCCAUGUUCACUUGUUUACUUAAUGUGGGGCUCAGUCAUUCCACAUUGCGUUAGUCUCAUUAAGAUUUUUAUUUUUAUUAUACAAACCGUCAGUAUUUUACACAUAUCUACAGAAAUACUGUAUUCCAAUGUUACAGCAUGUGGUAUGCUAUGUAUUUAUAUUUAUGUAAACAUUUAUUUACAUUUUCUUUGGUCAUUUUCUGAUGGUCUGUUACUAUAUUAUUAUAGUUUGGCCUUAAACCUAAUGGAACUCAAUGACUGACUAUGUCUCUGCUAUCAUGUCUGAAGACUUGUUGCAGUAUCCUCUGUAACCAAAUCAACCUCACGUUGUGCCUGGUUAUGGGACUACAAAGACUGGGUCCUGAUAUACUGGCCUGAAAUUAUAAAUGAGUGUCAUUCAUUCUGAGCCAUGCCCUUGUUAUUUGUUUGUUAGAUUACAUAUUUGUCCAUUUGUGUACAACAAGCAAGUAAAUGUGCAGUACUGCAACAUGUAUGACAGUGAAGUUUCCAUUACUGGUGUCAGGUAAAUACAUUGCUUGAAUGUGCACUUUUAUGUGUGUUAUGUUUAUAUUUUUAAAUAUAUUUAUAUCUGGAGGCUUGUAAGAAGAAUUGUUGAAGAAAUAAAAUGUGAGGAAAUA
Molecule: messenger RNA, 2919 nt
Organism: Amphiprion ocellaris (clown anemonefish)
Lineage: Eukaryota; Metazoa; Chordata; Actinopteri; Pomacentridae
Gene: tagln3b
Product: transgelin 3b
Exons: 5
Coding region: 1270-2001 (243 amino acids)
Molecular function (GO): protein binding
Source: RefSeq, a predicted model, not a curated record